Arthroderma uncinatum is the source of this 555-nucleotide messenger RNA. Its product is annotated as Ras2. The transcript is spliced from 3 exons. Gene Ontology annotation, biological process: signal transduction. The coding region runs from base 1 to 555 and encodes 184 amino acids. The record is from RefSeq and is a predicted model, not a curated record. NCBI's taxonomy places the organism in Eukaryota, Fungi, Ascomycota, Eurotiomycetes, Onygenales, Arthrodermataceae. Gene Ontology annotation, cellular component: plasma membrane. Gene Ontology annotation, molecular function: GDP binding; GTPase activity; GTP binding.
AUGGCGGGGAAAAUGACCUUGUAUAAGCUCGUUGUCUUGGGCGAUGGAGGAGUGGGCAAGACAGCUCUCACAAUUCAGCUUUGUCUGAACCACUUCGUCGAGACAUACGAUCCUACCAUCGAAGACUCAUAUCGCAAACAAGUCGUCAUCGACCAGCAGUCGUGCAUGCUGGAGGUCCUCGACACGGCCGGACAGGAAGAAUACACUGCCCUACGCGACCAGUGGAUACGAGAUGGUGAAGGUUUCGUCCUAGUAUACAGCAUCACCUCGCGCUCUUCCUUCACCAGAAUACAAAAAUUCCACCAUCAGAUCCAGCUCGUCAAGGAAUCUGCAAGCUCCGGCUCGCCCACCGGUGCUAGCUACCUCUCCUCUCCACUCAACUCCGCCCUAUCAAACACCCCCGCCGGCCCAGUGCCGGUCAUGCUCGUCGGCAACAAGUCGGACAAGGCCGUCGAGCGUGCCGUCUCCUCGCAGGAAGGUAUGGCUUUGGCCAAGGACCUGGGCUGCGAGUUUGUCGAAGCUUCCGCCAAGAACUGCAUCAACGCCGUCCGAUAG